This is a messenger RNA of Dibothriocephalus latus, 447 nucleotides long. The record is from the annotation of a GenBank genome assembly. NCBI's taxonomy places the organism in Eukaryota, Metazoa, Platyhelminthes, Cestoda, Diphyllobothriidea, Diphyllobothriidae.
CUACAGCUGGAUCAGUUUUCCGAUAUUAAGGCGCGGAAGAUCGACAUGGACGAAAAGAUGGCAUUGAUUAAGAAAGAUAUUUCAAACGAAAAACUGAACAAGAAGGAGCUCUAUGUCCUUGACAUAAGAUUUAUCUUAGAAAAGGAGAGUCUUAUGCAAGAACUGGAGCGGAAGAAAAUCCACCUACUGAACGUCUUCAACGCGGCCUCAGACAAGAGACUGCGAGAGAAUGAGCACAACUCUCUCACCAGAAAUAUCGAUCUCAGUCUGCAGUUCCAGGGCCUGGGUGCCCGGGUCAAUGGCCUGAUGGCAAAACAAGAUAGUCUGCAGGUCGAACAACAGGAGCUCGCCAGAAAUGUGGGACUUACGGAUGAAGUGAAUGCGAUUUUUGAGAAGAAAUCCAGGGACGCGAUUAAAGUACGUUCAGGCCGGCCCAAAUUCUCAUGA